GAUUCUCAUCGACCUCACACUUCAGUUCUUCAUUCUCUCACCAUGAAGUUCACAUCACAGCUUCUUGUUGCCGGUCUGGCACCUUUGGCUCAUGCAUUCCCUGCCAUGAUGUACGAGGCUGCCGCCGCUGACCCUCAGAUCGAAUCUCGCGCUAAAGAGCUUUCUAAGAUGCUCGAGGCUCGUCAAGCUGGUGCGGAUGCUGCCACAGCACUCUUUGAGCCCACAAACACAUUCAAUGCACAAAAGCAGCUCAUCGAUGUCGGGCCGGGGAGCGGCCACGAGUACGUGCCCCCAGGCUCGGGAGACCUCAGAGGACCAUGUCCAGGCUUGAACGCUUUUGCCAACCAUAACUUCCUCCCACACAACGGAUAUGCCUCAGUCCAGCAGUACAUCGACGUAACCACGAAGGUCGUCGGAAUGGGGAGUCAGCUGGCUUUGUUCCUUUCCGUACUGGGAGGUGCCAUUGAUGGCGACAUUCUGAACUGGUCGAUGGGUGGCACACCGUCCCUUGCGCAGGGCGGCCUCACAGGUGUUUUGGGCAACGGCCUCUCCGGCUCGCACAACAAGUACGAGGGUGAUGCUUCUCCAACAAGGCCCGACCUCUAUGAGGCUGGAAACAACUAUAAGACUGUGACCGCACAGUUCCAGGACAUGAUCAACCACUCGCCUGGUGGUCAGGUCACUCUUGACUCCCUCACACAAUUCCGCUCGGAUCGCUUCGAUACGCAGAUCGAAAACAACCCAAACUUUUUCAACGGACCCUUUACUGGUGUACUCGUGCAGCCCGCCGCCUACACUUUCAUCUACCGCUUCAUGGCAAAUCACAGUGCUGAACACCCUGAGGGUCUCUUAAGCUAUGAUACUAUCCAGUCUUGGUUUGGUGUCGAGGGGACAAACGGAAACUACAACGCCGUGCAAGGAACCGAGCGCAUCCCCAAGAACUGGUACAGGCGUGCCUUGGAAUACCCCUAUGAGGUCGACUACUUCUUGGUCGACACUCUCAAUGCCGCCAAGCUCCACCCUAAGUUCCUCAAUAUCGGUGGCAACACCGGAAAGACCAACUCCUUCGCUGGUGUUGACGUCGCAGAUCUGACCGGCGGUCUCUUCAAAUCUUCCGAACUCCUCAAUGGCAACAACUUCGGCUGCUUUGUCUACCAGCUCUCGGCACAGGCCAAGCCCGACAUUCUCCUUGGUGCCCUGACUAAGCUCACUGACGCUAUCGGCUCCCUUAUUGGCCCGCUAGGUUGCCCGCAGCUGCAGAAGAUAGACACCAAGCUGCUGCAGCAGUUCCCUGGCUACACUCAGAAGCCAGUCUACGGCUAGAAGAUUAUAUACGUAACGCGCAACGAUAAUGACUCUCUUCGGUGCAUAUAGGUAGUGUAGUUCGCCAAAUUAUCAUCAUUUCGUGUAAUUUCAAUCACGUUGUAGUAUGCAGUACUUGUCAAGAGUUGAUAGUGAAGGGGUGCUGCUCAUGGAAAUAUCUCUAUUCUUUGAAUCACUUACGCGCUAGAAGGGUCCUGUGUGAUCUGUCUCAGCAUCGAC
Molecule: messenger RNA, 1542 nt
Organism: Didymella exigua CBS 183.55
Lineage: Eukaryota; Fungi; Ascomycota; Dothideomycetes; Pleosporales; Didymellaceae
Product: Cloroperoxidase
Exons: 2
Coding region: 43-1323 (426 amino acids)
Molecular function (GO): peroxidase activity
Source: RefSeq, a predicted model, not a curated record